UAAACUAGAGUCAUUACUUCUGGUUCUGGGCAGUCGAUCGGACUAAUGAUCGCUGUCCCAGGUUCCAGUACCACGUAAUCCUGCUCCAUCUAUCAUCAUUUUGAUCGAUUAUUGAUCUAAUCUGAUCUGAUCUGUUAUGUUCAUGUUCAUGUCUCUCCUCCUCCAUCUAUAGAAACUAAAAAGUUCAAGUUGGAACGACCCCGCAGGUUAUAAAAGCCACAAUGGGUUGUGGCAUUUCCAGGUUUGGAAGGAAUAAUCCUGAGGGUGAUGACCUAACUACGGCUUCUCAAAGUAAGCCUCAGCCGCAGCCGGAAGGGGUAAAUUCCGUUAACAGCGUGAAGGAUAAAGAAAGAUCAUCAACGUCGACACCUUCACUGUCACCGGCGCCCGCACCGGCAUCUGCACCGGCACCAGGAUUAGAAAGAGAAGAGAUUGAGAGGAUCAAAGUAAACCUACCCGAAAGUAAGGAGGAUGGAGACGACAACAACAACAAACAAGGUCAUGAAGACGCGGAUGAUAGCAUCUUUAGGUAUCCUCGUUCCCCCAGUUUUAGGGAAUAUUGCACCGACCCUGAAAUUCGAUUUGGGAUCGACAGCGGCCCGGACAAUGAUGAUGAUGAUAAUGAUGAUAUGGAUAGUCGUCGAACAAGUAGGAAGCUUAGCAAAUCAACAAUGUCAUCGCCGAAUACACAAGACAAUCCAGGGUUAAACGGUGAACUAGCAACGGGGGAGGCGAAAGAUGAGGGCAAAGGAAGACCCUCAACGUUUUCAGCAACGGGACUAAAAAUUAGAAAUGUGUUGGGCAGCAAAUGGGGACGGAGCGGCACGCAAGGAAGAUCAUUGAGAUCUUACUUUCAAGUCUCCAGUUGGCACAGACCUGCUUAUUUCACCAAGUCAUCAACAGUAGUUGCAAAAGCCGAAUGAGCGAAGAGGUGCAUGCCUACAUGAUACGUUCUACAUGAAAGCUCGCGCGCACAUAGAGAUGAUGAUCGAUGAACCAGACAGAGAAGACCAGGCAUUGUUCAGGAUCGAUCAGCUAGCUAAUCUAAGCGGUGGCGUACG
Messenger RNA from Fragaria vesca subsp. vesca, 1061 nucleotides. RefSeq lists its product as uncharacterized. The record is from RefSeq and is a predicted model, not a curated record. The transcript has 3 exons. Bases 222 to 923 code for a protein of 233 amino acids. NCBI's taxonomy places the organism in Eukaryota, Viridiplantae, Streptophyta, Magnoliopsida, Rosales, Rosaceae.